Dunckerocampus dactyliophorus (ringed pipefish) is the source of this 1564-nucleotide messenger RNA. RefSeq names its product tissue factor pathway inhibitor a (gene tfpia). Bases 88 to 939 code for a protein of 283 amino acids. The transcript is spliced from 7 exons. Gene Ontology annotation, cellular component: extracellular region. Lineage: Eukaryota; Metazoa; Chordata; Actinopteri; Syngnathiformes; Syngnathidae. Gene Ontology annotation, molecular function: serine-type endopeptidase inhibitor activity. Gene Ontology annotation, biological process: negative regulation of peptidase activity. The record is from RefSeq and is a predicted model, not a curated record.
GUACGCGCCCAUAAGUUGACAAGGGGACAAGUUUUCCUCUCAACGUCCAAAGUGUCAGUGUGGACCAGACUGCCUCCUACCACCAGCAUGCUUCUGCCCAGCAAGUGCUGCGUUUUGUCUGCCUUUUGGCUCUUCUGCCUUUUCGGGACCUUCGGCCAAGCCAAACGAGAAGAGGGAGCGUUACCUGAACUGUUCAUCUUCAAGGAGCUGUGUGCCCUUAAACAGGACCCAGGGCCUUGCAGGGCCAUUAGGGAGAAAUACUUCUUCAACAUUGACACGGGCCAGUGUGAGUUGUUUGAAUAUGGAGGUUGUGGAGGAAAUGCCAACAACUUUGAAAGCUUGGAGAUGUGCGAAGAAACAUGCAUUGUCUCAGAUGACAAGGACCCAUGUCAUUUGCCAGAAGCUCCAGGUCCCUGCCGCGGCUUGGUGACACGUUACUUCUUUGACAGCAACAGUCAGCAAUGCAAGCGUUUCUUUUAUGGGGGAUGCUUUGGCAAUGCCAACAAUUUUAGAAGCAUGGCAGAGUGUCAUGCAAAGUGUCAAAACCAAGAAAAAGUGGAAGUCCCGCUUCAGACCAGUUCUAGAGACAUCAGUGAUGUGCAACCAACCACACUAACUGAUGAGCCAACAGCCAACAAUGCUGUGGUGCACAUGAAUGACACUGACCAGGACCCAUCACCAGACUCAAAGCUGCCGGGUCUGUGCUUCAGCCCUGUGGACAGAGGAACUUGCUUCAGCCAGGAGCGCAGAUUCGCGUACAAUCCUAAGACCAAGAGGUGCCACGUGUUCCCCUUCAGCGGCUGCGGAGGAAACGACAACAACUUCAAACACCGCAGACAGUGUGUGAAGACAUGCGUUAAAAGUCGAAAGGAUCGUGGAAUGAAGGUGAUCCGAAUGAGCAAGGAAAAUUUUCUCAACAUUCUUCAUAGCUCCGCCUGAACACCUUUUUCUAAUUUUGCACUGGAUUCUGCACUACUCUACAGUCACCUAUAUUUAUCUGCAUAUGGUUUCUACCCUUAUGUGUUUAAUAAUACACUGUAAUGAUUUGUAUUGACCACAUGCAAUUUAUAUUAUGCACAUGAUUUCACUAUGUAAUUGACCAAAAAAAUUGUUUUGCACGUGCGGUAAAAUUUAAGCAUUUUUUGGGGGGGGGGUGAAAAUUGCUUUUAUAUUCAACACAUAAUUCCAAGUGUAACUUUUUGUGAGCACAAAACAUAUAUGCAGUAGCUUAUAUAUGCAGUCUGAUAUGUACUGUACCUUAUAUGCAGUUUGUUUUUCCACAGUUGUGGAGAUAUCUGCAGUCUUCUUAAUUGCUCUCCACAGUAGUUUAAUUUGUAUAAGGACGAAGGCAUGGCACAGUGUUUGCCAUUUGUACAAUGUACCACAAAAAAUACAUCACAAGCAUUCUACUGCUCGUUCAUAUUACAGUAAAUUUGAUAGUUUGGUGAUGCUAUUGAAAAGCACCAGGGGGCAGUGUUGUUCAAACUUUUAGUUCUCUUAAAACAGUUGACGUAUUUACUUGUUUUAACCAUGCUUUAAUAAAAUGUUACUACGCUAAAGUUUA